AAUGGUCGUGACAUUCGGCAUUUAGUUUUCGUAAAAUUUCAAGUACACUUUGCGUUUAACAGACAAAUUGAAAUUUAUUUAUUUUCUAAAAUAUUGAGACUGUAAAGAAAAAUAGCAAAAACGAAGCGUUUAGAAGCAAAAAUGCACAGCAACUCAGCUUCGGCGCCGAUGACCUCUCAAACGUCAUCAGAAUGUGAUGGACCUUACGACUCACACGUAUCGCGUAGUGGCGGACUACGCAUAGCCGCGGAUAUACAGGAGAAGAUCAACGCACUGCGUUUCUUACUCGAAAGCGAUCUCAUAGCUUGCGAUGCAAAGUGGACGUUGUUUGUGGCGGCGGCGCUGAGCUACCGUUACGAUACACAGCUAAAACCUUUUCCACCGCGGUUUGUCUCACCGGAUGGUAGUCUCGACAUCGAUGCACUCAUCUCGGUCAUCAACGAUACGCCUAAACUACGUGUGAUACUACAGAAUAUUGUCGACGAAAAUUACGAGGAAUUCGAUGCGUACGUCUUGGAUCUAUUGCAUCAUGUGCUGGUGGUGCAACGCGAGCCAAUGCUACAUCUGGUGGAUGAUAAUGAUUUUGAUGUGAUAUUGAGAAAUAUGCAGCAAAGUGCAGAGUUGCCCAAGCCAACGCAUGUCUUUCGCGUCAGCAAUAUGCCGCUGAUACAUGAAGCUAUUGAAGAAGAGCCCAACAUCUACAUAGAUGAUGGUCAUCCACCAAAGUUGGCAUUCUACGGCAAUCGUCUAGAUUGUUUCUUUGCCAUGCUGACACAAGCAGGCACAUACAAGCAAGUACCCCAUCAUGCGGAUAAUGCCGGCGACGAUGUGGAUGUGCCGCUAAAAUUGAGCACUGACUUGAAAGUUGCGCUGCAGCAUAGUCCAAAUGGCGCAGGCUGGGGUGCUUCAAGUUGCGGUUCGAUGAUUUCAUGCGUGGCGAUUUGUGAAUUUGAGAACCAUCCUGGGUAUGUGUUGGGCAAUACGGAAAACUCCAUAAUCGAGGUGCGUAAACCGGAGUUGGUGCUCAUACGCUAUUUACUCUUCUAUGGCAGUCGUUUCCCAGACGAAGAUGAGUUGGAGGAGAAGCGGCCAACCACUUGGUUGGGGCGUAACAAAUACUCAAUCUCACUGGCUUGUUAUAUGUUGUUGUUGGCUUCAAUUGGCAUGGCCAACAACGGAGGUGGGCAGUACUGGAAGCAGAUUUUGAGCAAGAAGGCGCAUUUAUUUUUCGAUUUCUGCCGGCGCAUUUUCACCACAGAUUAGAUGAAAAUGUGAAUCCGCACCGCCUUAGGCAAUGCGAUGAGCUCUACAAACUCGCUUGCAGCAUUAGAAUUAUUUCAUUUUACAAAACUAUAAAAUAAAUUGAUAGUUUCUUAAGUUUCACAGA
Molecule: messenger RNA, 1387 nt
Organism: Ceratitis capitata (Mediterranean fruit fly)
Lineage: Eukaryota; Metazoa; Arthropoda; Insecta; Diptera; Tephritidae
Gene: Parp16
Product: mono [ADP-ribose] polymerase PARP16 homolog
Exons: 1
Coding region: 142-1263 (373 amino acids)
Biological process (GO): endoplasmic reticulum unfolded protein response
Cellular component (GO): nuclear envelope; endoplasmic reticulum tubular network; membrane
Molecular function (GO): protein serine/threonine kinase activator activity; kinase binding
Source: RefSeq, a predicted model, not a curated record